GUGACCUGCAGAUUUAAAGUCAUGUGAGCGUCAAGCCGGAAGUUCAGUUAGAUCCAACAUGGCGGCGGUGCAGAAUUGUCAUCUCUGAAGAAGUAAACAUUUAGUUUGGUUUUAACGGUUUAACCGACAGACGGUGUUCACGGCGGGGCUUUCUAUCGCAGACCAACACUAUGGGCUCUGACUAACAUCCGCAGCUCGGUGUGACGAAGACGGAGAGAAAAAGAAGCGUCACCCCUGACUCAUCCUCCCAGUGGCGGCCAUGUCUCUGGGCGAGCCCACAUCGGAGUCGGCACCGUUCUUCUCCGAUGACAGCGAGGCAGAGGGAGCAGAGGAGCGCGCCGGGGCGGCGGAUGCGCAGUCGUCGCUGGAAGAGUCGGCCAGCGGCGUGACGAAGGGCCGAGCGCUGCUCACCGUCCUCAUCCUCUGCUACAUCAACCUGCUCAACUACAUGGACCGCUUCACUGUGGCAGGAGUUCUCCCCGACAUCGAGCAUUACUUCGGGAUCGAUGACGGGAAGUCCGGCCUGCUGCAGACAGUUUUUAUCUGCAGCUACAUGUUCCUGGCUCCCGUCUUCGGUUACCUUGGCGACCGGUACAACAGGAAGUUGAUCAUGAGUGUGGGCAUCACGUUCUGGUCGCUGGUGACACUCGCCAGCUCGUACACGCCCCGAGAGCACUUCUGGGCGCUGCUGUUGACUCGUGGUCUGGUCGGCGUGGGGGAGGCGAGUUACUCGACCAUCGCUCCGACCAUCAUCGCCGACCUCUACGUGAAGGGGAAGAGGACCAACAUGCUCUCCAUCUUUUACUUCGCCAUCCCCGUCGGCAGUGGGCUGGGAUACAUCGUUGGCUCACAAGUCGGUGGUUUGGCUCAGGACUGGCACUGGGCUCUGCGGGUGACCCCCGGGCUUGGGCUGAUCGCCGUGCUACUGCUGCUGUUCGUCGUCCAGGAGCCCAAACGAGGAGCGAUCGAAGCCCGGCCAGAGCACCACCUGCACCAGACCAGCUGGCUGACCGACCUGAAGGCCCUCAGCAAGAACUAUAGCUUUGUGCUGUCGACGCUCGGCUUCACGUCGGUGGCGUUCGUCACUGGCUCGUUGGCUCUCUGGGCGCCCACCUUCCUGUUCCGAGCGGCCGUGUUCACCGGGGAGAGGGAGCCCUGCGUCGAGGGGAACUGCGCCUCGUCAGACAGUCUGAUCUUCGGGGCGAUCACGUGUGUGACGGGCGUGCUGGGCGUGGCGAGCGGCGUGCAGAUCAGCCGGGCUCUGAAGACGAGGACGCCACGGGCCGACCCGCUGGUCUGCGCCGCCGGCCUGCUGCUGUCGGCGCCGUUCCUCUACCUUGCCAUCGUGUUCGCUCAGGCCUCCACCAUCGCCACAUACGUUUUCAUCUUCCUGGGAGAAACAUUCCUAUCGAUGAACUGGGCCAUCGUGGCUGACAUCCUGCUGUACGUUGUCGUUCCCACUCGUCGCUCCACAGCUGAAGCUCUGCAGAUCGUUUUCUCUCAUUUUCUGGGAGACGCAGGAAGUCCAUAUAUGAUCGGAGUGGUGUCAGACUCUCUGCGUCAGACCGACUCCUUCCUGUGGCAGUUCCGCUCCCUGCAGCUCUCUCUGCUGCUCUGCUCCUUCGUCGCCGUCAUCGGAGGAGGAUUCUUCCUCGCCACCGCCCUCUUCAUCGAAAGAGACCGGGACCGCGCAGAGAACCGCGCCCCCUCUGACUCGCCUUUAUGACCCUCCCCCUGAUUCUGAUUCGCUGUAGUGAACGACGAGCCGAUCGUGGUGCCGAGGAGCGGCCGCUCCACCAGAGUUCCUGUGUCCAGCGUCCUCAUCUGACCCUGGAACAGUUUUUAUUCUAUUUAAGGCUCUCCGACUCUGAGCAGGGAGCGGAUCAUCUGCCAUGCAGAAACGUUUUAAGAUAUGUUUAUUUUUUAAUUCUGGACAUUAUAACUUUUUAUAAUUUGACCGUGCUGGGAACGCUGCAGACGUUUUGCAUCAUUUUGAUGUUUUUCCGAGCGGAAGGAGACACAGGAUCAUAACGUCUCUGGACUGUAAACGGCUGGUCUGGGAUCAGCUGCAGGUCCAGAAACAUCCACAACCCAAAGACUGAUGGUUUUAUUUUAUAUACAGAAGCUUUAUUAAUCAGUUAAUAACCACGUGUUUGUUUAUGUUUGAGUGACACUAAUAUUCUUAAGAAGCAGGAAAUAUCUUUUAAUUCAUCGGUUUAUAUUUUACAAACGGUUCGUCUGUUUUUAACCUUUUAUUUAAACGUCUCCGCUGUUAAAGGGACUUUUUAUUCUCAGAGCUUCACCAAGUCGACUGACGGGGAGAAAACACGCCGCAAAACAUUUUGUCUUAUUUAAAAAUUAGAAAAAAAGAAAAAAAAACUCUUUUUAAAUGAAUGUUGAUAAUCAAAGUUGUUUGUUAACCUCAAAUUAUUUUAGCAAAUCAUUUUUGUGAACUUAAUAAAUGAGAAUUAACUUGU
Molecule: messenger RNA, 2477 nt
Organism: Centropristis striata (black sea bass)
Lineage: Eukaryota; Metazoa; Chordata; Actinopteri; Perciformes; Serranidae
Gene: spns1
Product: SPNS lysolipid transporter 1, lysophospholipid
Exons: 14
Coding region: 260-1726 (488 amino acids)
Biological process (GO): transmembrane transport
Cellular component (GO): membrane
Molecular function (GO): transmembrane transporter activity
Source: RefSeq, a predicted model, not a curated record